AUAAAUAAAAUAUCGCAAAAUUUAUUGUAUUUGAUAUCUUUAAUAUAAAUAAAAGUAGCAAGCAAGCAAACAAAUAAACACAAUUAAUAAUAAAAUAUAUAAAUAAGUAGCUGAAUAAAAUGAUUUAAUUUAUUUUGAUGGUUAAUAAAUAAGGAUAGACAAGAUUAGCUUAAUACUAUAAUAGUUUAUCUGUGUAAGAAAGAACAACUUUGGAAGGUGAACUUGUAAGAAAGUGCCUUUCAAGAAAUAAUACUUAAUGCUCAUUUAUUGAUCAUAGAAAUUAUAAAGUAAUUUACAGAAGAUAUGCAUCGUUAUAUUUUAUUGUUGGACUUGAUCCUGAAGAAGAAAAUGAAUUGGCUUAUUUUGAAUUUAUCCACACACUUGUAGAAACCUUAGAUAGAUACUUCGAAAAUGUCUGCGAACUAGAUAUAAUGUUGAACAUUUAAAAGGCACAUUAUAUUCUUGAAGAAAUGGUAAUGAAUGGUUAGAUCGUUGAGACUAAUAAAGCUUUGAUUUUAGCUCCUUUGCAUGUAUUAGAUAAGCAAACUGAUUGAAGUUUUUGAUAGCUAAAACAAAAUAUUCUGAAAAUGUUUUAUUUGUGAGCUAGUUUAAAUCUAAAAUCUAAGCAUUUAUAUAUCAAUAGACACAUAUAGUUCAAGCAAAAAUGGGUUAUAGCAGGCAAAUCAAUUAAUGAUCUAUUAUUGUUAUGAAUCCUUUAUUAACAAAUUUUAUUAAGAAUUAAUUUAAAAUAUACAUUUUAUAUUUAGCAUCUAACUUGAAAAAUGUCAAAAAAUAUAUUUCUAUUUUAUUUUGGCAACACUUUUAUAGUUAUUUACAAGAUUUUUAAAAUUAUUAAAUUACCU
This is a messenger RNA of Tetrahymena thermophila SB210, 863 nucleotides long. RefSeq names its product adaptor protein complex sigma subunit. NCBI's taxonomy places the organism in Eukaryota, Ciliophora, Oligohymenophorea, Hymenostomatida, Tetrahymenidae. Gene Ontology annotation, biological process: intracellular protein transport; vesicle-mediated transport. Gene Ontology annotation, cellular component: membrane coat; intracellular membrane-bounded organelle. The transcript is spliced from 6 exons. The record is from RefSeq and is a predicted model, not a curated record.